AUGCCUGGCAACAAAAUUGCAAACGGAAUUCCCCAAAGCCACUCCUGCGGUGCCGCACUGGGCCUGGUUAGCCCGGCGUCCUCCCAGUGCCGCGAGAGAAUUGCCGAUAACGGCUACCUGUUCAGCCCGUUCAGCUCCAAAUCAGGCACGCUGACGGAGCCACGAAACUAUGCGCCUCGGACCAGCGGUCAAUCUGUGGUUUCGGAGCCGCCGCCAAAGUUCGACCUUGGCGGACUUGCCUCGAUGCACUCGCAACAGCAAGCGCCGCCGAUGAUGCAAAAUGUGCAGUGUCACCUUCAGGUUCAGCCCAUGGCCGGAAGUGAUGGCUUCGUGCAGUCGUAUCCCGGGCACGAGACGUCCGUUGGCUGCUCGUCGUCUCUUGCGGUGGUGCAGGCUCUGGAUGAGUCCCGAGGAGGUCGCUCCAAAGAACUCAGCGCCCUGACCAGCGGUCCAGCUGGCUUCCCGCCGCUGUCCACUGCGCUGCACCCCGAUAACUUUCCAUUUGUCGAGGCACCACGCAUGGCGCAGGCCAUCAACCGCGGCGUUGUCAAGCUCAAGAAUAUUCCGUUUGCCACCAAGCGCUCCGAGAUCAUCGCCUUCCUCGGCCGCAACUCCAAGAUUCUCAACGACUCGGACGAACCGGUGCAUAUCAUCAUGGAGCGCGUGACCAGCAAGACCAUGGACGCGUACGUCGAAUUCGUCAGCCUCGAAGAGGCCAUGAAGGCCGUCGACAGGCACCAGUUCAACCUUCGCGUCGGCCGGGUAAGCCGACUGGGGGACCGGCCGAUCGAGGUUGAACUCUCCAGCCAGGCGAGCUUGAUGAAGGACCUCUUCCCGCUCGCCCGCGGUCUCAUCUGGGAUGGUGCCUCGCCCGACUUCAAACCGUACAACCAACUGUUUGCGUGGGAGAACUUUCGCGGUUUCAUCUCCGAGGAGGAGAUGGUCAUGCUCAUCAAGCACGUCGAGGUUCCCCACCGGUCUCCCUACUCCAAGGACUGCCCGCAGCGUCCGUACGAGUGCCUCAUCAGCACUCUGAAGAAGUUCCCCUGGUACGCGACCGACCGCAUCACCAUCGGCCAACGUCACGCCAUGUACAUGGCGACGGAGAAACUGCUCCAGAUCAUUUCGGACAAGAUCAGCCGCGACUGCGACCCGAUCAAUCUGACGCCGCAACUUCAGAAGCGGCUCGCGAACACUGCCAUGACCUGCCAGGGCUUUACGCCAUUGAUGAAGGACAACCUAGCCUGGCUGCUGAACCUGUCGGAUGCGGAUCAGCGGUACUACGGCCAGCCGGAGCGCGCGCACGCGUGGCGGCACCAGUAUUCGAUGGCACCGAGACCGGGCGUUCCCCUGGACGUCAUCGAGUGGUACAUUGCCAUCAUCCGAGAGCAGUCGCAGCGGGACAUGCUGAGCCGCGCACACGGCAGCCGAGUCGAGUUGCAGGAAAAGGGCGAACAGACCGACAUGUACUGGGGGUACUUUUGGGCCGAGCUGGGACAUACUUUCGGGCCCGAAUUCGACCACAUGACGCUGAACAAGGUGGCACACGCCGAGUUUUCGGCUGUCGAGCGUAUCCUAUCCCGCGCUCUGCUGAACCAGUAG
Messenger RNA from Drechmeria coniospora, 1602 nucleotides. RefSeq lists its product as uncharacterized. The transcript has 4 exons. NCBI's taxonomy places the organism in Eukaryota, Fungi, Ascomycota, Sordariomycetes, Hypocreales, Ophiocordycipitaceae. The coding region runs from base 1 to 1602 and encodes 533 amino acids. The record is from RefSeq and is a predicted model, not a curated record. Gene Ontology annotation, molecular function: nucleic acid binding.